Molecule: messenger RNA, 1440 nt
Organism: Morchella sextelata
Lineage: Eukaryota; Fungi; Ascomycota; Pezizomycetes; Pezizales; Morchellaceae
Exons: 7
Coding region: 1-1440 (479 amino acids)
Biological process (GO): proteolysis
Cellular component (GO): fungal-type vacuole
Molecular function (GO): zinc ion binding; metalloaminopeptidase activity
Source: RefSeq, a predicted model, not a curated record
AUGACUUCUAGCUCCCGAAAAUACGCUCUCGACUUUCUGUCGUAUGUAAAUGCAUCACCAACACCUUUCCAUGCUGUUGAAUCCUCAAAACAGCUUUUGAAAAAGGCUGGAUUUAUCGAAAUUAAGGAGCGUGAGCCUUGGGCUCAGUGUGUUGAGAAUGGUGGUCGUUACUUUGUGACUCGAAAUGGCUCUUCUAUAAUAGCUUUUGGGGUGGGGAAAAAGUGGAAACCAGGUAAUGGAAUGGCGUUGCUUGGAGCUCACACAGAUUCACCGGCUCUGCGUAUCAAGCCAGUCUCCAAGAAGUUUGCAGAGAACGGGUCUUUCUUGCAGGUAGGAGUUGAAACAUAUGGAGGUGGACUAUGGCAUACAUGGUUUGAUCGCGAUUUGUCCAUUGCUGGGCGCGCAAUGGUCCGCCAUUCAAAUGGUAACAUCGUCUCGAAGUUGAUCAAAAUCGAUCAGCCUAUCCUGCGGAUCCCUACCCUUGCUAUUCAUCUGGACCGCCAGGAGACCUUUACGUUCAACAAAGAGACGCAGUUGUUCCCAAUUGCUGGCCUUGCUGCUGCCGAGCUUAACAAGACGGCGGCCGACAAUUCUUCGGCCGAGAAAUCGGAAUCUGGAGGCGACUUCAAGCCCUUAGCAUUGAUGACAGACCGUCACCAUCCUAUGAUCAUCGAUCGUAUUGCAAAGGCGGCGGGUGUUAACGCAGAGGAUGUUCUUGAUUUUGAAAUGAUCCUUUAUGAUACCCAGGAGUCUGUUCUCGGCGGAAUCAAUGAUGAACUAAUCUUCUCUCAAAGGCUCGAUAACCUGACUAUGUCCUUUUGCGCAACUGUCGGUUUGAUCGAAUCCAUCGGAGAUGAGAAAGCUCUUGAUGAAGAAUCAGGCAUUAGAUUGAUUAGUUUGUUCGACCACGAAGAGAUCGGCUCACAAACGGCACAAGGCGCUGAUUCUAACUUCCUCCCUGCUAUCAUACGCCGUCUGUCGUCUGAUGCCGCGACGGCUUUCGAAGAGACAUUGAUCAAGUCAAUGCUCUGGUCAUGUGAUAUGGCGCAUUCUGUGCAUCCUAAUUACCCCGCGAAAUACGAAUCUUCCCACCGUCCAGAAAUGAACAAAGGCCCUGUCAUCAAAGUCAACGCUAAUGCGCGCUAUGCCACAAACUCACCGGGUAUCGUGUUGACAACAGAGGUGGCAAAGAUGGCAGGUGUACCGCUACAAUUGUUCGUAGUUAGGAAUGACAGCUCUUGCGGAUCAACCAUUGGCCCAAUGUUGAGUGCUGCACUUGGUGCAAGAACUGUGGACAUGGGUAAUUGCCAGUUGAGCAUGCACUCUAUCCGUGAAACCGGAGGAGCUCACGAUGUUGAACAUGCUGUCAAGCUGUUCAAAACUUACUUCAAUAACUUCUCUCAACUGGAGCCGAAGAUCCUGGUUGAUUCUACCACAUAA